AUGGCAUCAAUUUAUCGUCAAAAUCAUAAUGGUUUUUCUCCAAAGAGUCCUGGUUUACUUCCAACUCCAAAUUCACCGAUUAUUAAAAGCUCUAACAUGGAUAAUUAUAUUAAAUCGUCAUGUGUUCCUAUCCCGUAUCAGGCUGUUAUGGUAGCCGAAAGUUGCUCGAGUAUUGUUGAUAUUUCAUCAUGGGAUAUUAAUGUAUCUACUAAGAGUUUAAAAAUCAAAUUUGAAUGGGCAACUGGUGAUGGUACACGUUCUAUGUCGAAAGAUCCUUUCCCGAAGGCUGUUAUUAAAGCUAUUUCAUCGUAUAAUUUGUCUCAGCCUUCGUGGUCAACUUCGUAUUCAAACAAGAAGUUAUUAUUGCAUGUUGAAUGGAAAAUAACAGCUCCAAACGAUCCGAAAUCUGACUCUAAGUCGUAUGCUUAUUCGCCUUCAUUAAAUCCCUUAUCUACACCGUUUCAAUCGUCGUCUAUUGCCUCUAACAUCGAAGAUUCAGGCUACAAAUCGUUUGAUUCGAAUAUGCGUUACAAUGUAAACAAAUCCCGCAUAUAUUCCAACUCACCUGUGCCAAAUACAAAACUAUUUCAUUCUCCUUCAAAUUGUUCUGAUCGCCACGAUGUUUAUCGCCCUAAAUCAAGUGGAACUGAUAAUUCUCAAUCGCCUGACAAGUUAAAAUCGAAAACCUUUCCUAAAAUCGCCGAAACUCAGGUUGAAAUUGCAAUCAUUCCGGAUAAAGUCGAUUGUGUUAAUAAUUCACAGAGUCAUGCGAGUGUCUGUAAUCAACAUAUUGAUAGUCACGCGAGCGGAAGUAACGCUGCCAACAACAUCUUGGCCGCCGCUGAAGACCCCAACGAUCGUUUGUCUGCUACCGAUCUUAAUUCCACCAAUACUGACAUGCCUAAUGACAAUUCUGUGAUCGACAAUAUAACUCCAAAUAAAUCCAAGUCUACUAAAGUAACAUCUACCCCAUUUAAAUAUGAAAUCUUAAAGAAUUCAAAGAAUGGUGAUUUUCGUGCAGCCCUCAAUCUGUUGUCGCUAAUACUUCAGUCGUGA
This is a messenger RNA of Paramuricea clavata, 1056 nucleotides long. The record is from the annotation of a GenBank genome assembly. Lineage: Eukaryota; Metazoa; Cnidaria; Anthozoa; Malacalcyonacea; Plexauridae.